Messenger RNA from Heteronotia binoei (common prickly gecko), 1079 nucleotides. RefSeq names its product phosphatidylinositol glycan anchor biosynthesis class P (gene PIGP). The coding region runs from base 535 to 927 and encodes 130 amino acids. Gene Ontology annotation, molecular function: phosphatidylinositol N-acetylglucosaminyltransferase activity. The transcript has 5 exons. The record is from RefSeq and is a predicted model, not a curated record. Lineage: Eukaryota; Metazoa; Chordata; Lepidosauria; Squamata; Gekkonidae. Gene Ontology annotation, biological process: GPI anchor biosynthetic process.
GCCGAAUCCAGCCUAUUCUAUUUCCUUCCUUCCUCUUUCCCGCCUCCAGUUAUGCCAUAGAGAUAGAAGAAGCUAGAGUAGCACAUUGCCUGAGUGGAAAGCCGCCAUUUACUAUGAUUUCCUAUGGCUCUAGAAAAGCGUUGCGUUACGCCCCAGCUUUGUGAUUAAGUGUUGUUUUCUAGAAAACAAAUGCAGUUUUCAACUGGAAGUGCCAAUAAGGUCUGCGAUGGUAUGAUGCUUGAGUUUAUUUUUCUAGAAUUUUGUGGUUCAAGCAUCACAAGGGCAGGGUAAGAACUAUAGUGACUUGUCAUCUAAUGCACAUGCAUUUCGUGCCAGUACUAAAACCCCGCUCAAUGCAACUACUAGCUUGAAUGGUUAAUUUUCAAGCGAGGAUGUUACUAGCUUCAGGAACGCUGGCAAAAGUAUAGAAAAGUAUGAGUUUCUCUACCACGAAUGCUUGCACGGUCACUUUAUCAAUUAUCUGCGUGACAGAUUUCACACAAAAAACCGGGAAGAUAAAAAGAAGAGAUCAGCAUGGUUGAAAACUCACCAGCACCAUUGCCUGAAAGAGCUAUAUAUGGCUUUGUUCUUUACUUAGGCUCCCAGUUUGUCUUUAUUCUGUACCUUGUUUGGGCCUACAUACCUGAAUCCUGGCUAUUCUCAUUGGGGUUAACAUACUGGCCUCAAAAGUUUUGGGCUGUUGCUUUGCCUGUGUACCUUUUAGUUAGCGUGGGAAUAGGCUACAUGCUUCUCUUUGGAAUUAAUAUGAUGAGUACUGCUCCACUGAACUCCACACACGCAAUUACAGACCACUAUGCAAGAAAUCAGAAACAGAAGAUACCACAAGAAGAAGCUAUCCCUGCAUUAAGGGAUAUUCCUAUUAGUGAAGUAAACAAAAUGUUUUUCCUAACCAGCAAAGCAGUUUGAAGUCAAAACUAAUUUAAGGAAAUAUCUUCUAAAUACAAAAUUGUCUACAUUUGAUGAUGAAUUGUUUACUAUAACUUACUUUACUGUCAAUGGAAGAAUGUAUUCCACUACUCUCAAAUUUAUAUUACAUUAAAUUUUUCAAAUUUGGCAAA